AUGAAUAGCUUUUUCAAAUGUGCCAAUUAUCUUGGUUUAAAUAGGAGGUUGUUUUCAAAGAUUACAUACAAUGUGAAUAAAUUUGGCCUCCUUGAUUUGCAAUCUGUGACGGAUGUCUCCGUUUCAACGAUAGACUGCCAGACUCACCCUGACCAAAAUGUUGCUUUUGUACACUACAAAUGUUUGGACAGGAAUGAAAUGAAUAAAUUUCAAUCUUCUUGGAAAUUUGAUGUCCUAAAAAUAAGAAAUGGUAACGAACUUCCUGAACAUGCUACAUCAAUGUGUCAGAUUGAAAUUCCUGUAAAAUUUAAUGUAUUAUUAGAUUUGAUAAGAAAGGCAAAUGUUUCUGUGCAAAAUCUUCAAAAUGAAUGUGUGAACGUGAAACUUUUAGAUGGUUCAUGCACAAUUAAGGACUUAUUGACAGAUAAGUUGAAUAUUUCAGCCAGCGCUGGUGAUGUGGUUGCGAAAGGAUCUGUUCAGACAAAUGCUGUCAUUAACAUUAAAGGAACUGGGACUAUAAAUGCCGAGAAAAUCAUUGGAGAAACAUUUCAAGCAUCAACUAAUUAUGGAGAUGUUUGCAUCAACUCAUUGUACGUUACACAAUCUAACAUAACAACGACAUUUGGCAGUAUAAAAAUAGGCCAUGCCCAUAAAACAUUGAAUGUCACAAUUACUGAGCAAGGAUCACUCGAUAUAGGCAUUCAUUUGUUUUUUGUGGCUUCAGUUCGCUUGAUGGUGACCUCAAGGCAGAUAUAUGUAACGGAGACGUAA
Molecule: messenger RNA, 771 nt
Organism: Helobdella robusta
Lineage: Eukaryota; Metazoa; Annelida; Clitellata; Rhynchobdellida; Glossiphoniidae
Exons: 5
Coding region: 1-771 (256 amino acids)
Source: RefSeq, a predicted model, not a curated record